Molecule: messenger RNA, 318 nt
Organism: Pseudomassariella vexata
Lineage: Eukaryota; Fungi; Ascomycota; Sordariomycetes; Amphisphaeriales; Pseudomassariaceae
Exons: 2
Coding region: 1-318 (105 amino acids)
Source: RefSeq, a predicted model, not a curated record
AUGUUCUCUUUGCCCCUGGGUGUUAUUGCCGUCAUUCGAGUCUGGAAGGUGCAGGCUGAGGAGUAUAAACCGCAUCGGGCCCUGCAGAAGCUGUUUGCGUUUAAAGUCAUCGUGCGUUUGACUUUUCUGCUGCAGGUAGCCAGCAACGACGACAGCGAACAGAGUCGCUUCAGCUGCCAUGGUGGCCUCCUCGGCAUCAAGCCCUGGAACAGCUUGAUGAACCCCAAGGAGUUCAUCUCGGUCAUUAUGUUCGUCUUCAACAUGGAGAGCGAGGCGUAUCAGGCGAGCUUUGGUCAACAAACAGGGCAGGGAGGUUAG